AUGGACAGCCCAGGGGCUAAACAUCGCAGUGCUCCAGUCAAGGGUACAGUACACAAUAUCCUGUCAUCACCCUACAUUAUCAAGGGAUAUAUUGCUGAGAGAAAUGAAUGCUCCAUAGCUACCCGGCCACGGAGCUCCACCAAAGGGCCCCUAGAUGUUCCAGAUGAGUACGAUCCAAUCUGCUCCGAAGCGAAAGCGCUGGAGGAUCUAAGUUCUGCGUUUUACAUUGUCGAUACCAAGCCGGAAAACGAGAUGACAGCCAAUGACACUGUUCCAGAUGAUCAAACUCGACAUAUUGUACCAUGGCCUCUUCGUGUUCUUGCAGCGAGGUUACAAAGUAUUGGAUUCGGCGACUCAAGACGAGGUAUUGCUGCCUUAUACGAGCUUGGAUUAGAAGCUAGAAAAUAUCUAUCGCGCCAAGUACUUGCGGGGGAUGAAAGGGAUAUUUGGAAAACUAGGUUGGCAGAUUUGGGGAUCAGAGUUGUGAAUUCGUUAAUAGAAAUGAACGACUUAGACGCUGCGCGAAGGUCACUCGCAAACUUAAAAGCCCCACCCAAGGAGCAAGCUUUAACGACCACACGGAUGGUGCUGUUAUAUCUCAAAGUUGGGGAUGUUGAAACUGCUCGAAAACUUCUAGAUAAUACUCCAAUCGAAGCGGAUGGGGCUUUGCACUGUCUGUUAGAUAUGGCGGAAGGUCGAUAUGAGGAGGCAGCUGCGGGGUGGGAGGCCCUUCGCGCAAGCCACAUUGGACAUGAGGAUGCAGCUCUGAUCAUACAAAAUCUCGCUGUGUGCUUAUUAUAUACAGGAAAGCUAAAUGAGUCCCGCGACCUCCUUGAAUCGUUGGUAAACAACAAUUAUUCUUUUCAAAGUCUCACGUUCAAUCUGGCAACGAUAUAUGAACUAUGUUCUGAAAAGUCUAGGCUUCUCAAAUCCAACUUGACUGAAAGGAUAGCCCAGCAGCCGCCGUCAAGAUAUCGGAAUUGGGAAAAGCCGAAUACGGACUUCAAGAUAUAA
Histoplasma mississippiense is the source of this 1014-nucleotide messenger RNA. RefSeq lists its product with no specific name. The coding region runs from base 1 to 1014 and encodes 337 amino acids. Lineage: Eukaryota; Fungi; Ascomycota; Eurotiomycetes; Onygenales; Ajellomycetaceae. The transcript has 3 exons. Gene Ontology annotation, molecular function: protein binding. The record is from RefSeq and is a predicted model, not a curated record. Gene Ontology annotation, cellular component: TRAPP complex; Golgi apparatus.